AGAAUGGGCUAUUCCAAAAAAUAAAGGAGAAUGUAUUAUACAGCGAAAUAUAUUGCUGCAAACACCAAAAAUGAAGAAGGUUGGAAACUGUUCAUGUUAAGCAAAGGCAGGUGCCUGAUGAGUAGGAAGCUGUGUGCAGUUCUGGUGGAUUUGAGCGGGACUCUCCAUGUGGAAGACACGGCCACCCCUGGAGCUGUGGAGGCCCUCAGAAGGCUAAGGGAAUGUCCCCUGAAGGUCAAGUUUGUGACCAACACAACAAAGGAGUCCAAACAGAUGCUGGUAAACAGAUUACAGAAGCUAGGAUUUGACAUCCAGCCGGAGGAAGUCUUCACUUCUUUAACUGCAGCAAGAAACUUAGUAGAAGAGAUGAAAGUUCGGCCCAUGUUGUUUCUUCAAGACUCAGCAUUACAGGACUUUGAAGGUAUCGACACUACCAACCCCAAUGCUGUAGUGAUUGGUUUAGCACCAGACAUGUUCAACUACAGACCUCUAAAUGAUGCAUUCAGACUCUUGCUAGGUGGAGCCCCACUGAUAGCCAUCCACAAGGCCAGGUACUACAAGAAGAGUGACGGCCUGUCCCUGGGACCAGGGCCGUUCGUUACAGGUCUUGAGUACGCCACCGACGUCCGAGCAACAGUCGUGGGGAAACCGGAGACGAUGUUUUUCAGAGAAGCUCUGAAAACAUUAGGUUGCGCUCCUGAAGAAGCUGUUAUGAUAGGAGAUGAUGUCCGGGACGAUGUCGGUGGUGCCCAGACAGCUGGCAUGGCUGGAAUCCUGGUCAGAACUGGCAAGUACAGACCUGGUGAUGAGGAAAAAAUCCACCCCCCUCCCACCACUGUAUGUGACUCUUUCACUCAGGCAGUGGACUACAUUUGCAACAAAGUACUUCAAACUUAACCUUUACCCUGCUGACAAUCUCGUGAUCUAUAUAAA
Molecule: messenger RNA, 933 nt
Organism: Branchiostoma belcheri (Belcher's lancelet)
Lineage: Eukaryota; Metazoa; Chordata; Leptocardii; Amphioxiformes; Branchiostomatidae
Product: haloacid dehalogenase-like hydrolase domain-containing protein 2
Exons: 9
Coding region: 31-897 (288 amino acids)
Biological process (GO): dephosphorylation
Molecular function (GO): phosphatase activity
Source: RefSeq, a predicted model, not a curated record